AUGACAUUUGACAUCAAAUCUUCACUUCGUCAUGACAGUUUAUUCUGCAUUUCCUUUCUAGAUGUUUCAGGAUACAAACGAGUGUGUUAUUUCACCAAUUGGGCACAAUACAGAACGGCUCCUAUGACGUUCAAAGCGGAGGAUGUGGACCCUUUCCUCUGCACUCACAUCAUGUACGCUUUCGGAAAAGUAGUGGGCAACACCAUUGAUGCUUACGAGUGGAAUGACAAGGGCACGGGUGGUCAGUACGAGAAAAUAAUGAACUUGCGCACCGUGAACCCAGAUCUGAAAAUUCUGCUGGCCAUAGGUGGAUGGACUCAUGGAACCGCACCUUUCACUGCAGUGGUAGAUGAUCCUAACGACAUGGCCGCAUUUGCUGCCAACGCAUUGACUUACCUGAAAACCUACCAGUUUGACGGCUUGGAUUUAGACUGGGAAUAUCCUGGUGGCAAUGGUAGUCCCCCAGAGGACAAACAGCGUUUCACUUCCUUUGUUCAGAAACUUCGCCAAGUCUUUGACGAUGACGGAGUGGUCAACAACCGCGCUCCUCUGUUGCUGACAGCAGCUGUUGCCGCUGGCAAAAGUACCAUCGACAAUGCCUAUGAAAUUGACCUCAUAUCUCGAGAUUUGGAUUUCAUCAAUUUGAUGAGCUACGAUCUUCAUGGAAGCUGGGAAGCCACCACUGGACAUCACAGCGCACUGUUUGGUCGUGCUGGUGAAGUUGGAACGGCUGCUUAUAUGAAUGUGGAUUACGCUGUCAACUACUGGAUCAAUCUUGGUGCACCUCCAGAGAAGCUAGUAUUAGGAAUCGGCUUGUAUGGCAGAUCUUUCACACUGGCUAGUUUCAGUAAUACGGGAGUAGGAGCGUCCGCUGUCGGGGCGGGUUCGCCCGGUACUUAUACCGGAGAAGCAGGGUUGUUGGCUUACUACGAGGUGUGUUACAAUUUGAAAUACAAUGGUUGGACACGACAGUGGCACAGUGAACACAAGGCUCCCUACGCGUAUCACGGGACCCAGUGGAUUGGAUAUGAUGAUGGCGAGAGUAUCAACAUAAAGAUUGAUUAUAUAAAGACUAAAGGACUAGGAGGCGGCAUGGUCUGGUCUCUCGACCAAGACGAUUUCAGCAACAGUUGUGGCGAUGGACCGUAUCCUCUCAUGAACCUAUUGCGAAAUGGACUCUCUGGAACACCAGUGACUUUGACUGUAUUGUCGUCUACCCCACAUUCUUCCUCACAAGCUUCUUCAUUGCCAUUGUCAUCCACCAGUUUUCCACUCACCACUGACAGGCCUCCAGUGCCGGGAUACAAACAAGUGUGUUAUUUCACCAAUUGGGCACAAUACAGAACGGCUCCUAUGACGUUCAAAGCGGAGGAUGUGGACCCUUUCCUCUGCACUCACAUCAUGUACGCUUUCGGAAAGGUAGUGGGCAACACCAUUGAUGCUUACGAGUGGAAUGACAAGGGCACGGGUGACAUCGGUGUAGAAAACAGUGGUGCAAGUUUCUCAUUACCCAAAAGGGUGCUUUUGAUCCAACUGUGCUAA
Molecule: messenger RNA, 1542 nt
Organism: Ostrea edulis (European flat oyster)
Lineage: Eukaryota; Metazoa; Mollusca; Bivalvia; Ostreida; Ostreidae
Product: chitotriosidase-1-like
Exons: 8
Coding region: 1-1542 (513 amino acids)
Biological process (GO): chitin catabolic process; carbohydrate metabolic process
Cellular component (GO): extracellular region
Molecular function (GO): chitin binding; chitinase activity
Source: RefSeq, a predicted model, not a curated record